Molecule: messenger RNA, 1854 nt
Organism: Erinaceus europaeus (western European hedgehog)
Lineage: Eukaryota; Metazoa; Chordata; Mammalia; Eulipotyphla; Erinaceidae
Product: keratin, type II cytoskeletal 75-like
Exons: 9
Coding region: 16-1704 (562 amino acids)
Biological process (GO): intermediate filament organization; keratinization
Cellular component (GO): keratin filament
Molecular function (GO): structural constituent of skin epidermis
Source: RefSeq, a predicted model, not a curated record
CCUGAGGCUGCCCAGAUGUCCGACUCUACCAUCCCCCGGCACCAGCCCCAACCUAAACACUUCUCACCCGCCAUGUCCAGACAAUCUACUGUCUCUUUCCACAGCGGCAACCACAGGGGCUUCAGCACAGCCUCUGCCAUCACCCCGUCUGGUGGACACUCCCGCUUCAGCUCUGUCUCCCUGGCCCGCUCCACGGGGGGGCAUGCAGGGCUGGGAAGGGCCAGUGGUGCUGGUGGUGCUGCUGGCUUUGGGAGCCACAGCCUCUACAACUUGGGGGGCACCAAGCGGGUUUCUGUUGGGGGCUGCGGCAGCAACUUUCAAAGUGGCUUUGGUGGCAGGGUGAGCAGUGGGUUUGGAGUCAACAGUGGACCCUAUGGGGGUCCUAGCUUCCCUGUAGACCCCUCUGGAGGCAUCCAAGAGGUCAUUGUCAACCAGAGUCUCCUGACUCCCCUCAACCUGCAAAUAGACCCCAGCAUCCAGCAGGUAAGGAAGGAGGAGAAGGAGCAGAUCAAGACCCUCAACAACAAGUUUGCCUCCUUCAUCGACAAGGUGCGUUUCCUGGAGCAGCAGAAUAAGGUUCUGGAGACCAAGUGGAACCUCCUGCAGGAGCAUGGCUCCAAGACCGUACGGCAUAACCUAGAGCCCUUCUUUGAUGCCUACAUCAGUGACCUCCGACGGCAGCUGGACAGUGUCACCACCGAGAGGGGCAGGCUGGACGCAGAGCUGAGGAGCAUGCAGGAUGUUGUGGAGGAUUUCAAAGUUCGGUAUGAGGACGAAAUUAACAAGCGCACAGCAGCAGAGAAUGAGUUUGUGGCCCUGAAGAAGGAUGUGGACGCUGCCUACAUGAGCAAGGUGGAGCUGGAGGCCAAGGUCAACUCUCUGACUGACGAGAUCAACUUCUGCCAGAUGCUCUUUGAGGCUGAGCUGUCCCAGAUGCACACUCAGGUCAGCGACACAUCCGUGGUCCUGUCCAUGGACAACAAUCGCUCCUUGGACCUUGGCAACAUCAUCGCUGAGGUCAAGGCCCAGUACGAGGACAUUGCCAACCGCAGCAGGGCUGAGGCUGAGUCAUGGUACCAGACCAAGUAUGAAGAGCUGCAGGUCACAGCCGGCAGACAUGGUGAUGAUCUCCGCAACACCAAACAGGAGAUCUCUGAAAUGAACCGGAUGAUCCAAAGGCUGAAAGCUGAGAUUGACAGUGUCAAGAAGCAGUGUGAGAGCCUGCAGGCUACCAUUGCCGAUGCUGAGCAGCGUGGGGAGCUGGCCCUCAAGGACGCUCGGGCCAAGCUGGUGGACUUGGAGGAGGCCUUGCAGAAGGCCAAGCAGGACAUGGCCAGGCUGCUGAGGGAGUACCAGGAGCUCAUGAAUGUGAAGCUGGCCCUGGACGUGGAGAUCGCCACCUACAGGAAGCUGCUGGAGGGCGAGGAGUACAGGCUGAGCGGAGAAGGUAUUUCCCCAGUUAACAUCUCAGUGGUCACCUCCACCAUGUCCAGUGGCUACGGCAGUGGCAGCAGCAUCGGAGCAGGAAGCCUGGGUCUCAGUGGUGGCAGCGGCUACUCCUUCACCACCAGUGGUGGGCACAGCCUGAGCACAGGCCUGGGGAGCUCUGGCUUCAGUACCAGCAGCCGGGGCCAUGGGGGCAGCAGCUCCAGCAUUAAGUUAGUCUCCACCACUUCCUCUAGCCGGAAGAGCUACAAGCACUGAAAUGGAGUCACACUGCCCCUUUACCCUGCCUGCAAACCAGCUCCCUCCACUAGCCUCACCUGUCUGCACCUUCAGGGACACCUGGGGUCCUUCUUCUUCCCCUUCUCUCCCCUCCAGCUGGCCCACCUGUGCUGCUGGGAAGACUGGCAC